GAGCUUGUUCCUUUCUAACUUAAGGUGUCCACCCUACCUAAUAUAGGUUGGGCUGACUAACCGUGCUGACUAACUAAUGGGUACCGACCAAUGGCUAACUAACGUACCUACGUAGUACCAGGUAGUAUCUCACCAGCUAAGGUAUUGGCAACUCGCAAUCAAAAGUAAAAAUGGGCCACCAGUGAUGGAGAGUAAGAACUCAGAGAAUACACACCCACUAAACGGCCGACUCCGAAUUCCUGCUCUGUGAGACUCCCACUUUCUGGUGACCGAAACAGGGGGUGCCCGUCAUCCCGAAACCGAGAUCUUGCUGGAGCUGUAAUUCUGCCAGCGCGAAGCCGUUCCGGCUGCCAUUUCCUCACACUACUGUACGAUCACAAGUCCCGACUACCUCUGUCAACUAUGGCAUCGAUUGCGCGACCUUCUCUGCUGCGGCAGACUGCGCUGGCGGCUCGUUGCGUCCGAAACAACGCCAUCAAGACUUCUUCGGCUUUCCACACCUCGACCCAGCGCUCUGCCUUUCUGCCUCCCGGACCUCAGCGAAUUGAGGGCACAGUCAACGACCCCGUCCCCAUUCCCAACCCCAGCGCCUCCCACGGCUCCUACCACUGGACCUUUGAGCGCCUCCUCGCCGCCGGCCUCGUGCCCCUCUCUAUUGCUCCCUUCGCCGCCGGCUCUCUUAACCCCACCACCGACGCUAUCCUAUGCUCCGCCGUCCUCCUGCACUCUCACAUUGGCUUCCAGUCCGUUAUUAUCGACUAUAUCCCCAAGACCCGCUACUCCGGCCUGCGAAAGAUCUUCUGGUGGGGCCUAAAUCUGGCGACUGUUACCGUUGGAGUGGGAUUGUAUAAGUUUGAGACUAACGAUAUUGGUGUUACCGAGGCUAUUCAGAAGAUCUGGAAAGCAUAAAGAAUAGUAAUGCUUAAAGAGGGAGGGGGAGGGACUUCUAUAAUACCUUGCUGAUUGGGAAUAAGAAAUUUAACCCUAAAUCUUUUAGGCUGCUGGUAGUUAUAACUGUAAGGGAUACUAUCUUAUUGAAGGUGCUAAGGCAGGAUUUUCAUACCUAUUCCCGCAGUAAUCAAUUUUGGCCC
Trichoderma harzianum CBS 226.95 is the source of this 1091-nucleotide messenger RNA. RefSeq lists its product as hypothetical. Gene Ontology annotation, biological process: tricarboxylic acid cycle; mitochondrial electron transport, succinate to ubiquinone. Bases 403 to 909 code for a protein of 168 amino acids. Gene Ontology annotation, molecular function: heme binding; ubiquinone binding. Lineage: Eukaryota; Fungi; Ascomycota; Sordariomycetes; Hypocreales; Hypocreaceae. Gene Ontology annotation, cellular component: mitochondrial envelope; membrane. The transcript has a single exon. The record is from RefSeq and is a predicted model, not a curated record.